CUGGUGCUUUUCUUUCAUUUGGAUAGAUCCAGACUUCCAUUUAGUAUCUUUUUCCUUCUGCUUGAAGAACUUCCUUUAACAUUUCUUAUAGUGAAUGUUACUGAUGGAUUCUUUUAACAUGUACAAUUUGAAAUCAUCUUUAUUUUACCUUAGUUUUUUAAAGAUAUUUUCUAUGGCUAUUGGAAUUUUAGUUGAUAGUCUCUUUCAAUAUCUUAAACAUAAACUUUACUGUCUUGUUUCCAGUGAGUAUCUGCUAUCUUAUUUUUCUUCCUGUGUAUACAAUCUGUUAUUUUUCUCUAUCUGUUUUCAGCGUAUUUUCUUAUUACGGGUUUAGAGCAAUUUGGUUUUGAUGUUACUAGUUGGCUAUAGUUGUCUUCAUGUUUCUUGUGUUUGGCUUUAUUUAGUUUCUUUUUUAUUAUUUUUUGGGUGUGUCAGUUACCCAUACACGAGGGUGUUUGGUGGUGUCCCACAGCUCAUUUGUGUUGUUCUCUCUCUGUUUUAUAGUUUCUGUUGCUAUGUCUUUAUGUUGAUUGAAUUUUUAAAAUCCUCUCCUGGGGAUAUGUUAUUGGUAUGAGAAAGACAGAGAAACACACAAAGAUAUCAGUGUGCGAGAGAAACAUCAAUCAGUUGCCUCUCCUGUGCACCCCAACUGGAAAUCGAACCUGCAGUCUUUUUGUUGUAUGGGAUGAUGAUCCAACCAGCUGAGCUACCCAGCCAGGGUGUUUUGGCAUUUUCUUUGUAGUGCCUAAUCUCUUGUUAAUACCAACCAGCAUUUUUCAUUACUAGAAGAUUCAAUUUAUUUAUUUUUAAUAUCUUCAUAUCUCUACCUAAUAUGCUUAAUAUUUCCAUUUACCUUUUGAACAUAUAAGCUACAGUUAUAUAGACUACAGUUAUAACAACUGAUCUAAUGUUCUUGUCUGAUAAGUCUGUCACAUGGGUCUUUUCUCCUGAUUGAUUUUUCUCAUCAAGGGUGGUCUUUUCCUGUCAGACAUCAAUUUUACCUUGUUUCUAUUCUGGACAUCUUUGUAUUUCUAUAAAUAUUCUUGAGAUUAUUGUGGGACACAGUUAAGUUCCUUGGGAAUGGCUUUAUUGUUUUGAGACUUUUUAAAAUUUUGUUAAAUAGGAUCAAAGCUAUAUUUAGUCUAGAGCUCAUUUUGCCCCACUACGGAGGCAUUGACCUUCUGAGCACUGUACUUGAUGACGUGAAUCAUGAGGUUUUCUACUCUGUUUGGUAGGUGUUCCUGGCUGUGUGAGCCAUGGCACUGAUAGGCUAGAGCUUUGUCUAAGCCAGUUAUUAAAAUGUCAGGAAGUUUGUGAGCUGGUUUAAUUCUUAGUUGAAUACAAUCAUAUAAGCUUAUAAUUAAGUUAUAUUAAGUGCAAAGGUAAUAAAUAUUCAAAACUCAUUAUCUCCUACUUGUAUUAUUACAUAUUACUCUUUUUGUGCUCUGGUGGUAAUUUGCUACAGUGUAUCUCUUCCCAACUUUGUGCUAUGUGAUAUCACUUGAUGGGUAGGAAUAUUGACACCUUGGACAUUAGUAACCCUAUAAACCACGAACUACAAACCACUCACUACCCCCAGUUGUUACAUUUUCCAGCGUACCCCUGGCUAUGCAUAUCUUUCUCUGCACUCCCUAUGAGUGGUUUUCCAGUAUGUUCAGUACUCAGCUCAAGACUUAAGGGGAAUCUGCAGAGUUUCUGAGGUCUGCCUUUUGUCUCUCCAUAGUUCCCACCUCUCUGGUACGGUGUUUUUGGGGCCCUGCCUACUUUGGUCUCCCCAGACUCCUCACUUCUUCAUCUUAACUCAGGGAGACUGCUGUGCUUUGUCUGGGAUAACCCUCCCUGCUCUGUAGCCUGGAAACUCUAAGCAGUUAAUCUGGGACAGUUAAAGGCUUUGUUUCAUGUUUUUCCUCUUUCAUUGAUCACUGUCCUACUUUAUCUGGUUGCCAGCAUCUGAAAAACAACUUUAAUACAUUUGUCCAGAUAUUUAGUUGUUUUAGUCUUGGCCAGAAGCAGAAAUCGCUAGGAAGUGUUUUAAAUAGGAGAGUGACGUAAGUGUGCUUUUUAGAUCACUCUGUGACCAUGCACUUGUAAGUGACAAGACUUAAAGUAGAGGGGCCAAUUACAAGGCAGGUGCGUUAUUAGUUCAAGUGAUGAUGAGGCCUAAGGUUGGUCAUGGUUGAUGACACUGGAGAGGUAGGAAAGGAUUUGAAAUAUGAAUGGAAAAAUUUAGUUCAGGGUUUCUAAAAGGAUAGAUCAUGAAUCAUUUACAUUUGAAUCACCGGUUGUAUUUGAUAAAAUUCUGUGCCCUGUCCCGUUUAUUGAAUCUGAAUUUUUAAGGAUGAGGUUUAGAAAUUUGCAUUUUAAACAAGUACUUAGGGUAAUGCUACAUACAGCUAAAGUCUCACAAGAGACUGAUGCAGUUUUUUUCAAAAUGUAAUCCUCUUCCUUGGAGGAGCCCCCAGUGGAACUUGGGAUGACCUAAAGUAGUUCCUGAAAACUAAAGAUUUAUGCAUACAUGUCCAGAGUGCUAAACCUCAAUUUCUGCUGUGGUUGGUUUCAGGAAUUUCUUAGGCACACUAAAGUCUGAAAACCAACAAACUAAAGUACUUCACAGACAUAAUCUCUUUUGACCCUCUGAGAGGUAGUAGGCAGGUAUUUUGUCUCUUGUUUUAUAGAUGAAAAAAUGAAGUGCAGAAGCACAAAGUGGUUUGAUAUGGUCAGUUAUUAUUAGGGGCAGAAAUCAUACUUAUGUCUCCCUCCACUAAAUCUGGUGUUCUUUGUGCUAUCUUUCUGUCAACAUUGAAAUAGGCUUAUAUCUAAAAUCCAAGACACUGGACCUAUGGGAGGUCCAAUUCAGGGAGCAGAAAAAGUACUCUUCUUUGGUUAUACUUUGUACUGAAUAAAAAUUCGGUUUGUCACCAAUUCCGUAUCCUAGUCAGCCGAGCAGUCCUGUCUCAUCUUGGCCAAGACCUCACUAAAAUGCCCUCUCACGUGGGACACACCAUGGAAACCAUGAUGUUCAAGUUUUACAAACUUGCUGAGGAUACAGACCGCUUAACAAAGGAGGGCUUGAGAGUAUUUAUGGAAAAGGAGUUCCCAGAAAUUUCAGAAAAUCUGGCUGUGGACAAAAUAAUGAAGGACCUGAACCAGUGCCAAGAUGGCAGACUGGAUUCCAGAACUUUUUUCCCGCUAAUUGCUGGGCUCCCCAUCAUUUGCAACAAUUAUUUCGUAGUACACACACGUGAAGCAGAAGAGAAAGAAGUAGGCAACUCUGAGAAGUUAAUCCCACCCUGAUAAGAGUUCUCUGCUGUACAGCCUCUCUCUGUAUUAGGAUAUCAUGAACAGUUUGGAACCCUUAGAAAAUGCACAAAAAAAAUCCCACCCCAUUUGACAAGAAAAGCCAAUUAAAGCCAGAUAAGCUUUUGCUUUUUAUGUUGCUUGCAUUCUCAUGCCUCAAUAAACAAGUUUCUUUUUUAGUUCCUUAAAAAAAUUGGUUCAGCUCUCUAUAGCAAGUAGGUAACUGUGAUAAGCUUAAUUGUCUGGGAAAGGGCUUUGACCUUUCCAGAUGUUUUUUACAACCUACUUUGAAUAUUCCUCUUUGUUUCUUUUAAAAUUACUUAAAGGCAUAAUGUAGUGCACAUAUUUGAUAUUUUCACUUAUAAUAACUGAAGAAUUGAGUCUGUAGCAUAACCUUUUUUAUUUUUUUACUAUUUUCCUAGGAUCUUAUUAAACUAAAAAAAUCCUCAGUGUCAUAUAAUUUAGGUUGGAUUUAGCUUAGACUUCACAGUUUUAUUUUUAUAGUAAGUUGUAUGGCUUAUGCCUUUGCUAUAUUACUAGCAUUGAUCAUUUCUAGUGAGAUUUUCUGUAGUCUUUUGAAGUGAUUUCAUGUGUGCCAUGAAUCUGAGGUCCUGUAAUGUAUUUGACACAGUAGUACCAGUGUUAGCUUGCAAACAGCAGGAAAAGUAAUUCUUUUCAGUUAAGAUUGGUUUUUGAAUAGUCAAUGAAUUUAUUAGUACAUGAAAACAAGCAGAGCUCUGUGGCAAGGAAUAAAUAAGAGGCAUUAGGAAUAGGAUUUUAAAUGGUUUGUUUCCCAUUUUGUAUGCUUUUUUUAAAGACAAAAUAACCAGGUUUUUUAAACUUCUGGAAAUAAGUUACUGUAGUUUAAUUCAAAUAAAAAAUUGUAGGUCUUACAAUUCAGAGUAGUUUAUCUGCUGCAGAACGCAUAUGGCAUUUGUGCUUGAUGCUUAAAUUGGAAAUGUAUAGUGAAUGAAAUGAGCAGUGUAGGGAACACAAGAGUUUUGAUUAGUUUAACUUACUUGCUUUUUACAAGAAAGUUUAUAGCAACUUAAGGAAUACUUAAAACUUAAUUUUUUGCUAUUGAUGUCUUUUAACAUUUGAAAAAAUGAAUAGAGAAUUGUUUUAAAUAUUUGAGGAUAGAUGUCAGGGUUUCUUAACUAUCUACUCUAUUUUCUUUAACAAAAUCCAGCUAUAUUUGAUAUAUUAGUUUCUACUCUGACAUUAAUGAAAGAUUUUACUGAGAAGGUCUGGCAGAUGGACAACUCCAGUAACACAUUUUAUCCACAAAAUAGCAUAAGGCUAUUUGCAUUUUCUUGGUAGAGCGUUACUCUUUCUUUUUAUUGCAUAGGAAUUUGGAACGGUACCAUUGUGAAUCAUUUUAGAAUGCCAUUCAUAGGUUUCUUUCUUUGAUAUAUAUGAAUACCUAAUUUUUUUUGUAGCUCACUUUUUUCCACUUAUAAACUGGUAGAAAAGUUUUAUAUAAUGCUUUUCUUCAUCAUAAGCACAUCUAUGUAUUUUUCAGACUUGCGGCCUACAACCAAGCCUGUGUUUUUAAGAAGCUGGCUUUUAAUACUCUGGUUUUUCUUCAGAUUGUAUGAAUCUUUCACCUUUUAAGAAGCUGGCUUUUAAGGAAUAUUUGUACAGUUACAACUGCAUUCAUUUUUCUUCAUUUAUUUUG
This is a messenger RNA of Phyllostomus discolor (pale spear-nosed bat), 4975 nucleotides long. RefSeq names its product protein S100-A10-like. The coding region runs from base 2980 to 3294 and encodes 104 amino acids. NCBI's taxonomy places the organism in Eukaryota, Metazoa, Chordata, Mammalia, Chiroptera, Phyllostomidae. The record is from RefSeq and is a predicted model, not a curated record. The transcript has a single exon.